This is a messenger RNA of Durusdinium trenchii, 1103 nucleotides long. NCBI's taxonomy places the organism in Eukaryota, Dinophyceae, Suessiales, Symbiodiniaceae. The record is from the annotation of a GenBank genome assembly.
CUUGUGGCCGAACAACCCUCCAAAGGAGACCUCGUAGAGUCGGUAGGUUGCUGGUACGUGACCCAGCAUGUAUGGCAUAGCCGAUCAAGCCAGACCCCUCUGGCACCACUCCAACUGAUAGGCAUAUAUGGCAGUUUCAUGGAGUGUUUAAGCGCUUGGGUUUGGGCUCCGACCACCGCCUCGCGGCUCCAGACCUGAGACGUCAGACUGCGCCAGAGCUGCAAGACUCACGGACCUGAGACUGCCAUGAUCGGUCUCCAUGUGGAGGUGCCACAGAAGCCAGAGCUGCCACUCAUGGGCAGCAGUCAAAUCGCGGAGGUGAAAUCCAGCUUGCAGCCGCUGGUGGAGUCACUGGAUGAAGAAGUGAGCUUCCCUCAGGGGGACGGCCUUUGGACACAACAGUUUGCCUUAGAGCUCCUACCUUUCCGCAACUCCUUCUCUUCAGAGACGGAGUACAGUGAGGAUGAGCCCCACCCUGGCUCACCCAACGGGCGGACGCACCAGGAACCGCCGUGCUGGGAACCACGGUGCGCGGCGGUGCCGCGGAGAAAAGCGAGGUGUUCAGAGUGGCGACUCCACCUGAGCUGGAUGGGGAAGGACUACUUGGCCUAUUUGGACACCGCUCGGCACUUCAUUGAGCAGGACGGCUGCCCAGCGGUGUGGACGGUCAACUCUCCAAAUGCAACAUCUUCCAGGAACAGGAAAGCUUCAAACACCUUGUGGCGAAGCGCAGAGCGGCAGAUGCCGCGGCGGAUGCCAAUGCUGCGGGAGGGAAGCCGGGGCUCUUCAGCAACAUGAAGUCCAAGCUUGGCUGGUAGGGCCAGGUUGGCAUUUCGAGGGGAAUCAUGGGGAUUGCCCGGAGGGCCGCCGCCGAGUGGACGGCUUCCACGCCGCCCGCCAUCAGACAUCCCUAGGGAUCCAGCCGUACCUUCUCAGGUACGGUGUUUGGAGACACUGUUAUGUAGGUUUGGAGGCACUAAGUACCUUCUGAGAAGGUACUCCCUAGGGCUUGGGAGACGUCCCACUUUGGGUCUCUGGCGACGCCGCCCGAGUCACCGCACAGCUUCUCGAGCCUUGCGAGGCAAGGACUCCAGCUCCUCGUA